This is a messenger RNA of Danio aesculapii, 1331 nucleotides long. RefSeq names its product calsequestrin-1-like. Lineage: Eukaryota; Metazoa; Chordata; Actinopteri; Cypriniformes; Danionidae. Gene Ontology annotation, cellular component: sarcoplasmic reticulum lumen. The coding region runs from base 1 to 972 and encodes 323 amino acids. The transcript has 10 exons. The record is from RefSeq and is a predicted model, not a curated record. Gene Ontology annotation, molecular function: calcium ion binding. Gene Ontology annotation, biological process: regulation of skeletal muscle contraction by regulation of release of sequestered calcium ion.
AUGGAUGUUGAGCAGAUGUUUUCUUCCUCAGGUAUGCUGGAGGUGGACAGCAUCUAUAUAUUUGCAGAUGAUGAAAUCAUUGAGUAUGAUGGAGCUCUGGCGGCCGAUACUCUGCUGGAGUUUCUCUAUGAUGUGAUUGAGGAUCCGGUGGAGAUCAUCAGCAAUGACCGAGAGCUCAAAGGCUUUCACAACAUCGAGGAGGACAUGAAGCUGAUGGGCUUCUUCAAGAGCAACAAAUCCCCACACUUUAUUGAGUAUGAUGACGCAGCUGAGGAAUUUCAUCCCUUCAUCAAGUUUUUUGCCACCUUUGAGCCAAAGAUUGCUAAGAAAUUAAACCUGAAGAUGAAUGAGGUGGAUUUCUAUGAGCCCUUCAUGAACCAACCCGUCACCAUCCCCGGAAAACCCUACAUGGAGGACGAUAUCGUCAACUUCAUCGAGGACCACGACAGACCAACUCUGAGAAAACUGGAGCCACACAGCAUGUAUGAGAUCUGGGAAGACGAUAUUAACGGACAGCACAUUGUUGCCUUUGCUGAGGAGUCUGACCCUGACGGUUAUGAAUUCUUAGAGAUCCUGAAGGAAGUGGCUCAAGAGAACACAGAGAAUCCAGAAUUAAGCAUCAUCUGGAUUGAUCCCGACGACUUUCCACUGAUGGUGCCGUACUGGGAGAAGACCUUCGGCAUUGACCUCUCAUCUCCUCAGAUUGGCGUGGUGGAUGUCGAAAAUGCGGACAGUGUAUGGAUGGAGAUGGAUGAUGAUGAGCACAUGCCCACCGCAGACCAGCUCGACGCCUGGAUAGAAGACGUGAUGACUGGAAACAUCAACCCUAAUGAUGAAAAUCAGUAUCACGAUGAUGAGGAUGAUGAAGAUGAUGAGGAUGAAGAUGAUGAUGAUGAUAAUGAUGAUGAAGACGAUAAUGAUGAUGAUGAUGAUGAUGAAGACGAUAAUGAUGAUGAGGAAGAUGAAGAUUAGUCAAUUCUUCCUCUCUCUCAGGCAUCAUCUCUCCAUCAUUGGCUCAUGUUUGUGACUUUAGGAACUCGUCAUGUCCGUGCCAUCGCAGACUGAGCUUUUCUCCUGUGCCAUCUGGAGGACGUUGCAAUCAUUUAAUCUCAUCUCACUGUUCAAAAGCUCUUUCUAAUGAAUAAUAAAGAUCCUAUUUCAGGAUCACUGCAAUAAAUCAGAAAAAAAAAACUGUAUUGACAUUUGUUGAUCAGCUUUCCACCCACAGCCUGUUGUUUAUGGACUGUUUAUUGCAGGAUAAAGGACGCUCAGUGGAAACUCCUAAUCUUCCAUCAUCUGGAAUGUCUCAAAUAAAAAAAACAAAAAAACAA